Messenger RNA from Dovyalis caffra, 188 nucleotides. NCBI's taxonomy places the organism in Eukaryota, Viridiplantae, Streptophyta, Magnoliopsida, Malpighiales, Salicaceae. The record is from the annotation of a GenBank genome assembly.
AAAAAAGAAGAAGAAGACGAAACGGACAAAAAAUCAAAAGAAGAAAAAGACAAAGAUUGCCACUUUCUAGGCAAUUUCCCACUCCAAGACAAAGAUUGCCACUCUCCAAGUAAUUUCCCACUACAAGACGAAGAUUGCCACUUUCCAGUGCAAUUUCCCACUCCAAUACAAAGAUUGCCAGUUUCUAG